GAAAAAGAGAGAGCUGGGAGAAAAGGGCGUGCGCGCGAUAGGCAAGGCCUUGAGUGGUGGCUUUGGAUUCUUUGUGAUCGAACUGGUUACAGACUGGUCCUGAAUGGCAUCAGAUGUGCGACAUGGACAGGGUUUUUUAUACUCAAGAGAAGGGGGGAAAUGCACAUGGUCUAUCCCUCUUCGACCCCCAAGUCAACACCCAAGCGUAGCAUUUACGUCAGAGGUCCAUCUACGCUGUGAUAGCUUUUUUUUUUUUUUCUGUCUCUUUUCAUUAAUUCGGGGUCUGCACAGAUUCCAUCUUCUUCUGGUUCUGGCCCCAAAGACCAGAUGCCGAGAGAACCGUGUGUGAAGGUUCGAUGGUGGGAGGGAGAUAGAGACAAAGUGUUGGCUCCCCCAGAUGCGUCAUAGUUUCCCUUCUGCAUGAAUACCCUUGUUCAUCUU
Molecule: messenger RNA, 441 nt
Organism: Aspergillus aculeatinus CBS 121060
Lineage: Eukaryota; Fungi; Ascomycota; Eurotiomycetes; Eurotiales; Aspergillaceae
Exons: 2
Coding region: 104-349 (81 amino acids)
Source: RefSeq, a predicted model, not a curated record